Lentinula edodes (shiitake mushroom) is the source of this 1794-nucleotide messenger RNA. RefSeq names its product cytochrome P450. The coding region runs from base 113 to 1642 and encodes 509 amino acids. Gene Ontology annotation, molecular function: monooxygenase activity; oxidoreductase activity, acting on paired donors, with incorporation or reduction of molecular oxygen; iron ion binding. The transcript has 11 exons. NCBI's taxonomy places the organism in Eukaryota, Fungi, Basidiomycota, Agaricomycetes, Agaricales, Omphalotaceae. The record is from RefSeq and is a predicted model, not a curated record.
CAUCAGGCAUUAGUAUCAAUUACGGCAGCCUAAUGAUUAGCUUUAAGCCAAUGACAUUCGCGUUGCCCAUUGUCGUCGCCCCUUCUUCCCCCUGCCUUCUCAGAGUGCAGAAAUGGCGUAUAUCCUCGUCGCUAUCGCCAUCGUUUCUGCUCUCAUCUUCUACUCUCGCUUGAGAUCGUCUCCGUAUCCUCUCCCCCCUGGUCCGACGAAGCUCCCGUUAGUAGAAAACUUGUUUCAAAUACCGAGGGGAGGGUUCAUUUGGCUUGACUAUGCUGAGUUGUGCCGGAAAUAUAAGUCGGACAUCAUCCAUUUGAGCGCGCUCGGGAAUUCAAUCAUUAUCUUAAAUUCUUCCAAGACAGUCGGUGAUCUUCUGGAAAAGCGAUCCUCAUUGUACUCGAGUCGACCUCCAACGGUCAUGCUGGGGGAGCUUAUGGGAUGGGGAUCCACGCUAAUCUUUAGACCCAAUGACGACUCCUGGAAGGCACAGAGGCGGAUCAUAAAUCAAGCUAUACCCCCCACCGAUCCGAAGCGUUUCCACCCAAAACAAUUGAGCGCGACCCAUGAUCUUCUUCGAGUUCUCCCUUAUUCUGAUAAUGUCAUGAAGAGUCUUCAAGUAUGGGCUGCAGCAUUCAUUAUGGAUGUCACUUAUGGUCUUGAUCCAGAGGAGGCCAAACCAUAUCUCCCCACAGCUAUGGCAGCACUGGAAUCCAUGUCCAUUGCUGGGACGCCUGGCGCAUUUUAUGUUGACCAAAUUCCUAUUCUAAAAUACGUUCCCGAAUGGGUUCCGGGUGCAGAUUUCCAGCGCAAAGCAAGAGAAUGGUCCGACUUGCGCGUUAAAAUGACUGAGACUGCUUUCAGUGUAACAAAGGAGCGAAUGGCAAUGGGGACUGCAACACCGUCUCUGACUUUGGCUGCCCUUGAACAAAUGGAUCGCACCCAAAACUUGGCAAGUCAAGAAGAGGUCAUUAAAAAAGCGUCGGUGACGGCUUAUGGGGGGGGUUCGGACACCAUUGUUGCUGCGUUAGGAUCAUUCAUCUUGAAUAUGCUUAUGAACCCGGAAAUUCAAACCAAGGCCCAUGAGCAGCUCGAGAAGGUUCUAGGACCAGGAGACUUGCCGAGCUUUAGCGAUGAACCGUUACUACCAUAUAUUACAGCGAUUGCUCAGGAAGCGUUGAGGCAUAAUCCUGUCACGCCACUUGCUUUUCCACACGCACUCACUCAAGAUGAUGUUUAUGAGGGUUAUUUCCUCCCCAAGGGUUCUAUUAUCAUGCCCAAUGUUUGGUCCAUCCUCCAUGACGAAGAAGAAUAUCCUGAGCCGGAUCUGUUUAAACCCUCACGCUUCCUCGGGGUUGACGGGAAGAUAAACCCCAAGGUCAAGGAUCCUGCUACUGCAGCCUUCGGAUUUGGAAGGCGUGCCUGCCCUGGCAAACACAUCGCACUCGCCUCUUUGUGGAUCGCCGUUGCCUCUAUCUUGACUUGCUAUUCGAUUGAGCCAGAGCUCGACGAACAUGGGAAGCCGGUAAAGCCCAAAGCAGAGUGGUAUCCAGGUCCGACUUUGUUCAAUCACCCACUUCCUUUCAAAUGUCGCUUCGUUCCUCGCUCGAAAGAUGUGCAAACGUCUCUAGGAGUGACUUUGAUCUGAAAACCAAGUUGCGAAAGGGCUGUGGCUUUCCUGUAAUCUAUUCCUAUCUUUCGUGAUCAAUGCGUGAAAUGGCUUCAAUGGAUGAUAUGCAUAGAAAAUAUAAACUGUGUGCGAAUCUGUGCGAAGAUGAAAGAACAGAAAUACGCGUGACG